UCCAUCGACAACUUCUAGUAUUUUGUUAGAAUUUUCCUUUGUAUCUGUUAUUAUAGGAAAAAUAAUUGACGUGUUUAUUUCAUGCCACACGGUUCAUAACACGCAAAUUUUAAUUUAUUUAUAGAUAUUAGCGAACUCUUAAUUAAGUGUGCGGGUAUAAUUUUUAAAAAUGAUACAUUUACGUUGUAUAGGAAUAUUAUUACUGGUGGUUGGGUCGUAUGCUCUUUAUGACUCUUCAUCAGAUGUGGUUCAAUUAACACCAAGUAACUUCGAGAAGCUUGUAACAAAUUCAAAUGAAGUGUGGAUCAUAGAAUUCUUUGCACCAUGGUGUGGGCACUGUAAGAAUCUUGUUCCUGAAUAUAAAAAAGCAGCUCGAGCCCUUAAAGGAAUCGUCAAAGUAGGUGCUGUGGAUGCGGAUCAGCACAGAGAUCUUGGUCAGAAAUAUGGAGUCAGUGGAUUCCCAACUAUUAAAAUAUUCACGGGCAGUAAACAUACUCCAUAUCAGGGACAGAGAACGGCAGAAGCCUUUGUGGAUGCAGCAUUGAAAGCAGCUAAAGAUAAAGCUUAUGAAAACCUUGGAAAGAAAGCAAGCGGAUCCAGUUCUGACAAGUCGGAUGUUAUCACUCUAACCGACAGCAAUUUCAAGGAGAUGGUUCUGGACAGUGAAGACAUGUGGCUUGUUGAGUUCUAUGCUCCGUGGUGUGGACAUUGCAAGAAUCUGGAACCCCACUGGGCAAAGGCCGCAACCGAGCUUAAAGGAAAGGUAAAACUCGGAGCCGUUGAUGCCACAGUUGACCAAAUGAUGGCUUCCCGCUACCAAGUGCAAGGAUACCCGACCAUCAAGUUCUUCGCUGGUGGUAAGAAGACCAGUGACAGUGUAGAAGACUAUAAUGGAGGCAGAACUUCCAGUGAUAUCGUCAGCUGGGCCCUUGAUAAGCUUGCUGAAAAUGUACCAGCACCUGAAGUAUUGGAGGUAACAGAUGAAGAAGUGAUGAAAGGUUGUAGUGAUAAGCCACUCUGUGUGGUAUCAAUUUUGCCUCACAUACUUGAUUGUAAUGCAGCUUGCAGAAAUGACUACAUCGCGAUAUUGAAGCGCCUUGGAGAUAAAUACAAGAGCAAGAUGUGGGGCUGGGUCUGGUCAGAAGCUGGUGCACAGCCAUCGCUUGAAGAAUCUCUGGAAAUGGGAGGCUUCGGUUACCCAGCCAUGGCCGUCGUCAAUGCUAAGAAACUCAAGUUCUCUACUCUACGUGGAUCAUUCUCUGAGACCGGAAUCAAUGAAUUCUUAAGAGAUCUAUCUUUCGGUCGUGGCCAGACAGCGCCAGUAAGAGGCGCUGAAAUGCCUAAAAUCUCCAAGACAGAGCCUUGGGACGGCAAAGAUGGCGAAUUACCGCCAGAAGAGGACAUUGACCUCUCGGACAUUGAUCUCGAGAAGGAUGAGCUAUAAUGUGCCAGGGGUUAUUAACCUUUUAGCAGUAUUUUGUUUUUUUUAUUAACAUCUGCCAUAGAGUAAAAUUAAGUUUUUCUCAGUGCAUAUUUUGUUAUCUGCCACCAUAGUGAUGUUCUUCAUCAAUUGUAGUAACAAUUUUUUUUUUUACUGAAAACCAUGAAGUAAUUAUUAUAUUGAUUUUAAUUGUAGCGAUAUUUUAAAUAAUAAUUAUGGUAUAGUUAUUACAUUACGAUAUAUAUGCUUGUAAAGUCGUUUUAUUUAAGUAAAUUAAAAAAAAUUGCCAUAAGUAUACAUAUGGUAAAAUCUUUCGUAAAUGUUGUGUCAUUGUACUCUAGUAGUCUAUAAAAAGGUCCUAUUAUGUCUCUGAGUAGUAAAGUUAAAAAAUAAAAUACUGCUAAUAAGUGUUUACAUUACUCCACAGAACUGAUUAGACUAAGUUCUAUGACAUGAAAUUGUCUAUUAAAAAUCUGUUUAGAUUUUUUACAUACUUACUAAAUUUGUACUAAAAAAUAAUUUUUAAAAUUAACUCUCAUAAUAAUUGAAAUACUUAAAUAAUAAGUGAUUGCUGUUUUUACAAAUAUUUUUAAACACUCCCAAAAUUAUUUUCGAUAAUUUUGUGUACAAAUUAACAUAUCUUAAGGGGAUAAAUGUUGUUAGAAUUUACUCUUCCCUUUUGCCGAAUCUAAUCAAAAUGUAACACCAUAAAUACUAGUUUUAAAAUAAUCAUAAUCUUAAUGUUACAUUUUAUAAUAAAGCUUCCAUUCUGACUAAGAAGAUGCAUUUACAGUGAAAUUUAUUUAUGUAAUAAAUUAUGAUUUAAC
Pieris napi is the source of this 2268-nucleotide messenger RNA. It is a transcript of the gene CaBP1, whose product is annotated as protein disulfide-isomerase A6 homolog. Lineage: Eukaryota; Metazoa; Arthropoda; Insecta; Lepidoptera; Pieridae. Gene Ontology annotation, cellular component: endoplasmic reticulum lumen. The coding region runs from base 170 to 1444 and encodes 424 amino acids. Gene Ontology annotation, molecular function: protein-disulfide reductase activity; protein disulfide isomerase activity. Gene Ontology annotation, biological process: response to endoplasmic reticulum stress. The record is from RefSeq and is a predicted model, not a curated record. The transcript is spliced from 8 exons.